CAACGGUCGAAAUCGGUACACUCGGACACCCGCGCGAAACCAACAAUGCCAGUGGAUGACAAGGAGCUGGAUCACAUCGAACGCAUCAACAGGAUGAUGCGCGCGUCACUGCCUCUCGUCAGUCAGCUCGAGACUGAACUCAGGGUGCUUCCGGCACCCGACUCUGAACCGAAGAAAUCCGCAAUUGCAACACCGAGCGUACCAGCGUCGCAGCCCAAAGCAGCAAGCGCAACUACGGUACUUGCAUCGAGCAAUCAGAAUCAAAAGUUGCCAUCGCAGCCACCAUUUGUUCGGCCAGCACAGCCUGCCGUAUUUGUCAAGCAGGAGGACAUGCAACGCGUUCUGUCCGCUCACAUCCAAAAGCAUGCGCACGAGCUGGAUGAAAAUGGCCUUUGCCCGUGCUGCUCUGCUCGCCACAAGCGUUUGGACAAUGCUCGUCGCAGGCUCUAUCUUCGCCAAUGCAAGAAGAACAACAAACCGGCAACACAACCAGAACAGCUCGACUCGCAGCAGCACGGUACGGAAGAUGUGGAUGCUUUGAUGGCAUUCAUCAACAAUGACAAGACGUGCAGGGCUACCUCGAUGUCUCAUCGUGCCAAUGGAGCGCCGGCUUCCACGAGGACUGUCAAAGCGUAGAUCGAGCGUAAAGGUUUGGUUUGCUCGCGUGCUUGCUCAUGUAGUCAAGAUUGUACAUAAAAACGAUUGGAACAAGAAGCCAU
Capsaspora owczarzaki ATCC 30864 is the source of this 719-nucleotide messenger RNA. RefSeq lists its product as hypothetical. Lineage: Eukaryota; Filasterea; Ministeriida; Capsasporidae. The coding region runs from base 46 to 636 and encodes 196 amino acids. The record is from RefSeq and is a predicted model, not a curated record. The transcript has a single exon.